AUGGUUGCCUUCAACACGUACUUUGCUCUUGCUCUCGCCCUUGUCGGGUCCGUCGUGGCUGCUCCCACUGCCGUUCCUGAGGCGGCCCUCGAGAAGCGUGUUACACACACCGGCCGCGGCACUUUCUUCAACGUCGGCCUCGGAGCGUGCGGCAAGACGAACGUCGACAGCGACCACAUAGUCGCCAUCCCGUCCUCGCGCUUCGCCAACGGCGAUCACUGCGAGCAGUUCGUGCAGAUCACCAACACGAAGACCAAGAAGACGGCGCUGGCGCUGGUCCGGGAUUCCUGCCCGGGCUGCGGCGGUGGCGACCUGGACAUGAGCCCUUCGCUCUUCCAGGCGCUUGGUGCGACCCUUGACCAGGGUGUGAUGACUGUAUCGUGGCACUUCAUGAAUAAGAGCUUCCGCGGAUAG
This is a messenger RNA of Epithele typhae, 414 nucleotides long. Its product is annotated as RlpA-like double-psi beta-barrel-protein domain-containing protein-containing protein. Bases 1 to 414 code for a protein of 137 amino acids. The transcript has 4 exons. The record is from RefSeq and is a predicted model, not a curated record. Lineage: Eukaryota; Fungi; Basidiomycota; Agaricomycetes; Polyporales; Epitheliaceae.